AUGCCCUCGCCUACGCUACAUAACAACAAGACCUCCCCAGACCCUGCGGCUUUUGGGGAGUGUCAUCCGCUGACCAGGACAGGCAGUGAGGAGAGCGGCAACAGUUUUAGUCCCGGGGCUGUGGUCACAUCUUGUGGCCAUUCGCCGACACAAACAGGUGCCACUACAGCUUUCACAGACACUUCAUCGUCGGCUUCACAGCGAAAGAGGGACGCUAUGGGUAUACAGGAAGUGAAGCCAGUAAGUCGCGUAGACUUUGGUGACUACUAUCCGGAUGGUGGGUGGGGCUGGGUGGUGCUAGCAGCUGCCACUGUUGUUCACGUUCUGUGCAGCGGCUUCCACCUGGCCUAUGGCAGUUUGUACCUCACCGUUGUCGACAAGUACACGCCCAUCUCGGACCUGCAGACAGCAUGGCUUGGCAGUUUGGGGAUGGCUGUAUCACUCUUAAUCGCACCCAUUGUCACCACUUUGUGCAGAAGAAAGUCUCCUCGACUUUAUGGAGUCAUCGGUGGAUUGGUCUGCGCUCUCGGGUGCCUGUUCUUAGCUUUUUCCACACAGCCGGAGCAACUAUUCAUUAGCCACUGCGUUGUGUUGUCACUUGGAUGUGGCGUCACUAUAGUAACGGCAAACAUCAUGGUUGGAAGGUACUUCCGGCGGAAACGGGAGUUAGCAGAAAUGAUAUUGGUGGCAGGAAGUGGUAUAGGGGCAGCAGUUAUGUCCACACUUUUUCAUGAGCUUAUCAGAGUCAUUGAUUGGAUGCAUGGAUUGCAGUGUGUGGCCGGUCUUCUGGUCCUGACCAUCAUUGCCAGUGCCAUGUACCGAUCGGCCAACCUCUACCACCCUCGCAGAAAGGUCAUUCUUCAUUUAAAAAGUCAGAAAAAGAACAGAAGAGAUAGAGAAGCGGAGAAGCCUCCAUACUUAGACUUCAGUGCUUUGAGGAUGAGGUCGCUGAGAGCAUUGCUGGUGAUUUCUGCUGUCAUAGGUUUUGGAAUCCAUGUUCCCUUUGUCCUUCUGGUCAGGACAGCCCAGAAGAACAAUGAAGAACCUACUCGUUUGUUUCUGCUGAAUGUCUACCUCGGUUUGGGUUUUGUUGUUGGCUGUUUCAGCCAAGGCUACAUCACCAUUAAAAACAGCAGUGAAUGUUACAUUUCCAGACGUCACUUGUGCCAGACAUCUGCCAUUCUCUGUGGUCUGUUUACGUUGCUGCUCAUCCUGGCAAGCGAUGAAAGCUCACAUGCCUUGUACGCUUGGGCUUUUGGCAUCUGCUGUGGAAGCUAUUAUUACAGUUUGAAAACAUAUACGUAUGAGCUUGUGAAGACAAAACUGAUGGAAAGAGCUUGGAGUUUUCUGUGUGCAUCAAAUGGCUUCCCUAUUUUAUUUGGAGCACCAACUGCUUCAUAUUUGAACUCUGCCUAUGAAUCACACGUAGCAGGGUAUAUUUUUGCUGGUGUGGCCAUGAUACUGGGAGGACUUCUGUUUUACGUCAUGCCCAUAUUUGAACGUCAUCCAUCUAAUAAUGAGAUACUUCAGAAGCAUAGCAGCUGCCUAUUCAACCCAGCUAUGACAGAAGCUGCCGCUCUUCUUGAUAUUGAUUUCUCAGAAGGAGCUUUGAGUGGGAAGAACCAUCAGGUAGCUAAUAAUGGACACACGCCAUUGAAAAACAGCAAACACAGCAGCAGUAGUAGUUCCAAUGGCAAAGGAGAUGGUGGUGUCCGUGUCCAGCUGCAGUGUUUUGUCCAGCACAAAGACCGUGACAAGCCAAAACAAGCUGUCCUCACCAAAAUCGCUGAAGAAAAGGAUGGCUUUCGAAGUAACGGCUCUCCGGGAGAUUGCUGCAAAAGAGGAGGUCCUGGCUGCGGUUUAGCCAAUCAAACUGUUGAGCUUAGUGUUACUAAAGCAGAUUAUUCAGAACAUACUGCUGAAGGUCCCUCGGAAAAUAUUUUCUGCAACCAUGCUGAAAAAUCUGGCAGAGAUGCUGGCGGUGCAACUGGGUAUGAAAAGCUGGAAAAUAAAAAGAGUAAGAAGAAUGAUGUGAGGAUAGAAUUGUUCGAUCCACCUAGUCAGGAAAAGGAGUCCACGGCCACAGUGUCUUAUGACAGUGACUUGUAUAUCAAUCUCUGUGAGGCCCAGGUGUGA
This is a messenger RNA of Candidula unifasciata, 2136 nucleotides long. The record is from the annotation of a GenBank genome assembly. NCBI's taxonomy places the organism in Eukaryota, Metazoa, Mollusca, Gastropoda, Stylommatophora, Geomitridae.